Molecule: messenger RNA, 348 nt
Organism: Notodromas monacha
Lineage: Eukaryota; Metazoa; Arthropoda; Ostracoda; Podocopida; Cyprididae
Source: the annotation of a GenBank genome assembly
AUGGAAGCGAAAAAACUCUUGCACACUCCCCUUCUGGCUGCAACGCUGGUCAGCCUCCUGGUCAUCAUUUUCGCCGCAAACUCAGACGCCCAGGUCAAUUUCUCUACUGGCUGGUCCAAUGGAAAGCGAGCAAACAAUGGCAACAAUCCGGAAGCUGAACCGGAAUUCAGAUACAACCCGGGGAAAUCCGGGUUCGCCAAACGGAUCCCGAUCGGGCCGGACGAGUUGAUUGAGAGACUAGAGGCGUCUGUUGCUGGACCUGCUGCUCCGGAAUGUCGAGUCAUCUCACCGAUUGCUCUCAAUAACAUUUACCGCAUGCUUUUCGUAAGUGGACGAAUCCGAGGAUAA